GUCUUCCUGACCCAGCCCUGGGUUGCCCCAGCCCCCAGGCUGGCUUUCAGAACCUGGGGUGACAGAGCUCUGAGAGGGGCUCUCCAGAGGGGCUCCUUGCCCUCUAAAGCCUGGGGGUAGGGGGUCAGGCACUGUCUGGGCGUCCCAGAAGCCCCACCCAGAGGAGAUGGGUCCUUGGAAGGGUGGGAAGCCAGCGGGGAGGGGGCCUGGGUGAGAGGAGGUCCUGAGGUCCCUGUUGCUGCUGAGGUCCCCCCUCUUCCAGGCUGUGGUCUGCUGAGAACGUGAGGGAGGCACUUCUCCCCUCUUGACCCUGCCCUGGCCAAGCACAGGGGUUUGAGGGAUUUAGGGCCCCAACCUCAGGCUGGCUGCUCUCUUGCUCUUCUGCGCCUGCUUCAUGCCAUGCACUCCAGGCUGGGGCGCCUCCUUGAUAUGCGAUCUGGGGAGGGAGGGGUCCCCAAGGCCUGCUUGGGGCUGCCCAUCUGUACACAGCUUCCAGGGCUGGUGGUUGGUUCCGAUCGUCAGCUUGGGCCUCUCCUACCAUGGCAGAAGACCAGGGAAGGAGAGGAGGCCACCCCUCCACUCUGGACUUCAGCUGCCUAUCCCCAAACUCCCACAUGAGAGCAUGGGUUCACUCCUGUGACCAUGCCUGCAAGUUUCAAGGGCCUAUCAAGCCCGGGUUUAUCAGACCGGGCUCUCUGAAAACAGACUGGGGGUGGUGUGAGGUGGGAGAAGGACCAGAACCAUCAGCCUUACUCACGAACCCAGCUUCGUGCCUCCUGGCCAUGAUGUUGGUCUUGCCAGGCCUGGGGGUCUCUGAGACCUGAGAUGGCAGCUCCAUGGCCUAGCCUCACCCCUAGUUCCAGGAAGCAGCGACUCAUGGUUCCCAGUGCAAAGAAAAGACCACUUCCCCACUGGGACAGAGGUGAAGCCAGAGCCCUAGCUCCAUCUCCAUCUCUUCUCUGCCCUGCUGAGUCUUCUGGAAUGGGCCCACCCACCAGGAAGCCAGAUCGCUGUUGCUCUUGGGCUUACCUGCCCCCUGAGGAACACAGGCAGCGGUCACUGUGGCGGUGAGGCUGUGGCUGGGAGCACAGGAUGCCCCAGGCCCUGGAGCAGGCAGAUGGCAGGUGGGCCUGGGUGGUACUGCUGGCCUCCCUGGUGUCCCAGGGCCUCACCCUGGGCUUCCCCACGUGCAUUGGCAUCUUCUUCUCGGAACUGAAGCAUGACUUCCAGGCAAGCAACAGCGAGACCUCCUGGGUCCCCUCCAUCAUGAUAGCUGUAAUCCACAUUGGCGGGCCCCUGUGCGGCGUCCUGGUGGAACGCUUUGGCUACCGAGUGACUGCGAUGCUGGGGGGCGUGCUGGCCAGCCUGGGCAUGGUGGCCAGCUCCUUCUCCCAUACCCUUAUCCAGCUCUACAUCACGGCAGGAUUCAUUACAGGCCUGGGCAUGUGCUUCAGCUUCCAGUCCAGUGUCACAGUGCUGGGCUUCUACUUCAUCCGCCAGCGGGCGCUGGCCAAUGCACUGGCCUCGACGGGCACCUCCCUGGGCAUCACACUCUGGCCGCUGCUCUCCCUCUACCUGCUGGAGGAGCUGGGCUGGAGGGGGACCUUCCUUGUCUUCGCGGGGGUCUUUCUCCACUGCUGCGCCUGCGGGGCCAUCUUGAGGCCUGUGGCCACCAACAUGCCCCUUAAGACCACAGAAAUUCCCCUUUUACCUCCCAAGACACCUGCCCUAGGCUGUCUGGCAGUUUGUGGCCGGACCAUCCAGCGCCGCCUGGCCUUCGACAUCCUGCGGCACAAUGCACGCUACUGCGUCUUCACUCUGGGUGUGAUGUGGAUGAUCCUGGGUUUUCCUCUGCCACACGUCUUCCUGGUGCCAUACGCUGUGCGGCAUGGUGUGGAUGAGCAGCGGGCGGCCCUACUCAUCUCCAUCAUUGGCUUUAGCAACAUCUUCCUGCGGCCCGUGGCUGGACUGGUGGCAAGCCAACCGGCAUUUGCCAGUCACCGCAAGUACCUGUUCAGCCUGGCAGUCCUGCUCAACGGGCUCACCAACCUGGUGUGCGCGGUGUCUGCUGACUUCUCCGUGCUGGUGGGCUACAGCCUGGCAUACAGCGUGUCCAUGAGUGGCAUUGGUGCCCUCAUGUUCCAGGUCCUCAUGGACAUUGUCCCCAUGGAGCGAUUCCCCAGCGCCCUGGGCCUCUUCACCAUCCUGGAGGGCAUCGCUCUCCUCAUCUCCCCACCAUUGGCUGGGUUGCUCCUGGACACCACCAACAACUUCAGCUACAUUUUCUUCAUGUCCAGCUUCUUCCUCAUCUCGGCUGCCCUCUUCAUGGGCGGCAGCUUCUAUUCCCUGCAGCAAAAGGAGCAGCACAGUAAGCAGACUGAGAAGGAAGGAGCCAGAGAGGAGGCUGCCCCAGAGUGGGGUCAGAUCUUGGAAGGCAAAGACAGUCCUGAGAAGCGACUGUGCCCUGAGAUCAUGUAUGUGACCAGCGUCUGAGCCUGCAGGUCUGUGAGUGACCACCAUCUCAGCCCAGGAGUGGGAUCUCCAGCUCUUCACCAGGGGCUGGUGAAGGCCGGCUCAGGAAGCCUGAGUCUAAGGCCGAAUAGGCUCUAUAAGUUGGGACUCAGCUAGGAGCUGGGGCCACGGAGUUGGAUCCCCUCCUACCAGCAGAACCCAGGAGCAGACAGACCCUCCUGACUUCCUUGGACACCAAGGCACUUGGAUCUGUCACACCAGCUCAGUUCAGCUGGCUGCUCACUGCUGCUCCUACAGCUCAAUGCACUGGACCUCCAAGCCCAGCCUAGAGGCCUUCAACAUCAUUUCUCUUUGCCCUUCUCUGGCUUCCAGAUGGUUCUGAAGAGCUCACCUUCCUCCAGGGCCCUUUUGCCCUGUCUUUCCAAGUGACCCAACCCUUCCUUUUUAAAGCAGCCAAGGGUGGUGGUGUGGUUGCCCCAUGCAGGUCAUGGGGCUCACACUAAGAGGCUGUGGUGGAGGGACAGGCCUGGAUGCAGCACUGGGGCAGGUUAAAGGUCAAAUGGAGUGCUCAUCCUGGCACCUGCACAGAGGGCAGGAGGGGAGCCUUUGGCUUGGGUCCUAGAUUGGUGAAGUCUGAGGUUCCCCUGCACUCUCAGGAGGGCCUGUUCUAGAGGCUGCCUCCCUCAUCUGCCCCACUCUGUAACCUUGGUGGGGAAUAUUAAUGCUGAGGUUGUAGGAAGCCAGACAUUUGACUGGUGGAGGUGGGGAGAAGGCUGGUUAGGCACCCUGGAUGAAGACUCCUGUGAAAAUGAGGCUGCCUUGGUGACAGAAGCCCUUCUGAUUCCCAUCCUGUCCUCCUCCAGCCCCUCUUAUCCCUGCCAUAUUAGAGCUGUCACCCCUGGGAUGAGUAAAUGGCUGGGUCAGGUGCCAGUCCAGCCUGCCCGCUGCUGGCUUAUGUCUGGGGCUUGGAGGUCAGAGUUCCCCCCACUUAGGUCAGCACCCGGGGACUAACUUGUCAUCAGCCCAGGCCUAUCCCAGCAGGGUACCAAGGGAAUGGGAAAACAGAGUUUGUUUGAAUUAAACACAAAAAUGUUCCCUGCAGCAGGUCAUAAACUCUGUGAACUAAUGAAACUGGAAAACAGGCCUGGAAUAAGUAUUCUCCUCCUCCUUCCCUUCUCCCUCUUGGCAGGGGCAGCUCAGGCUCAGGACAUUGUUUGUUGAUUCAGGCUCAACCAGGCUCCAGCAAGAAAACCUUAUCAGGAGAAUUGAUUUUAUUUUUGUGAACGGGUGCCAAUCUUCCUCCUCCACACCGUCCAGCUGGCAUGAAUAAGCAUCCUUCGGGUUAUCGUGUGUCCUCCAGAACCUUUCCAUGAGUCUCCCUCUUAUGGCCAAAGAAGGUACUGCAGAGCUGAAGCCAAGGGCUCUGGGCCAGAUUAAAGACGUAAAUUCCUGUUUGACUCUGCCACAAUUUGCUAUAUGACUUUGGGCAAAUUGUUGACCAUCUCUGAGCCUUGAAAAAGGAGGAUGUUGGCCUGGAUGAACUAAAGUCUCUUCCAAUUUGGAAAGUUGACUCUGUGAGUGUUCUGAGACUGUUAUGGCCUUCUAGCAGCUCCCUAGUCAGGCUUUGACUUGGCUACCAUAUGCAGCUCAUGGUCUGAAGGAAAAACAUUUCACCAAGUCCUGCCUGCUUCUCCAUCUCAAGUAGAAAAGGAGAGAGUAGGGGCUGGUAGGUAGGUGCUUCUGUUGCCAGUGUUCAUCAGACUGAUAUCUUUUAUGUUCCCUAAUAGGCCUAAUGUUCUGAAAAUGAGAUCAGUGAACAGGGAACUUUGACCUCAUCUUCCCCCUAGGCAAGAAUGACAAUAAUCCCUAUGCAGAAUCCCUUCAAUAAAUAUUUAUUGAGCAUC
Otolemur garnettii (small-eared galago) is the source of this 4376-nucleotide messenger RNA. It is a transcript of the gene SLC16A5, whose product is annotated as solute carrier family 16 member 5. The record is from RefSeq and is a predicted model, not a curated record. Gene Ontology annotation, biological process: monocarboxylic acid transport; transmembrane transport. Gene Ontology annotation, cellular component: membrane. Gene Ontology annotation, molecular function: monocarboxylic acid transmembrane transporter activity. Lineage: Eukaryota; Metazoa; Chordata; Mammalia; Primates; Galagidae. The transcript has 6 exons. Bases 1093 to 2493 code for a protein of 466 amino acids.